This is a messenger RNA of Suillus clintonianus, 3147 nucleotides long. RefSeq lists its product as uncharacterized. The coding region runs from base 1 to 3147 and encodes 1048 amino acids. The transcript has 12 exons. The record is from RefSeq and is a predicted model, not a curated record. NCBI's taxonomy places the organism in Eukaryota, Fungi, Basidiomycota, Agaricomycetes, Boletales, Suillaceae.
AUGGCUGGUCGUCCCAGCAAAAAACCUCGCCUAGUGCGACAUGUGCUUUCAGAUCCCACUGGCGCAUCUUCAUGCAACGUCCAACGCCACAGAAUAUAUGCUGUUGAUCCCACUGGGCAGAUCAAUCUACGGACAACAUAUCUUGAUGGGACACCAGCUGGCGCUACCCCAGAACUCGAGCUUGGCGUCAACACUGACCUCUUUGAGGAUCCUUGGAACGAGUCUCAGAACGACACUUCAUUCCUUGAUACAGAGCCUUACAACAUCACAGGUUCAAAAGAAAUACAACAGCGGACAGUUGGAAAGGAUGACCCCAUUCGUAUUUGGAUCUCUGAACGUCAAACUUAUCUUGAUGAAUUCAUCCGCUUGGAAGGACGUGGUGACACAUGUCACUCGUGCCAUAGCUGUGGCAAUUCGAAUGCAGUAUUUCGUUGCGAAGACUGCUUUUCUGUCGCAUUAUACUGCCAGUCAUGUGUUAUGAACCUCCACCAGAACAUGCCCCUGCAUCGGCUGAAGAAAUGGCAUGACGGGUAUUUCCAUCCAACGACCUUGAAGCAACUGGGGCUCCGCAUACAACUGGGUCACAGCGCUGGUCAGCGCUGCCGCAAACCAAAACCAGCCUUUGACGAUGAUUUUACCGUCAUUGAUGUUCACGGAAUCCAUGAAGUCGCUCUUGACUUCUGUAAUUGUGAGUAUGCAUCCUCACACUACAAACAGAUCCUGCGCGCUCGCUGGUUCCCAGCAACAUCCACAGACCCACGAACAGCUGCGACAUUUACUGUUCUCGAACACUUCCACUUGCUCUCGUUUGAGUCCAAGGUAUCUGCAUUCGAGUUUUACCACUGCGUUGCACGUCGGAGUGACAACACAGGCGUCAAGCCUAUCAAGGAUCGAUAUUCUGUCUUUUUGCGAAUGAUGGCGGAGUGGCGCAACCUCAAGGCACUAAAACGGGCAGGUCGUGGGCAUGACCCAGCUGGAGUUAGCGCUACCAAAGAAGGAGAAAUUGUGGUUCUGUGCCCCGCUUGCCCUCACCCUGGUAAAAAUGUGCCUGAGACAUUAGAGGACGUCUCACCUGGGAACCGAUGGAUCUACUCACUCUUUUUGGCUAUAGACGCCAACUUUCGUCUGAAACGCAGACUGGUAUCCAGCGAUGACAGGGACCCUGGAUUGAGCCAGGGGUGGGGUUACUUCGUCAAAGAAAGUAACUACAAGGCGUACCUUCGAGAAAAUGCAAGUCUAGCACAAGAGAAAAGUAAUUGUGUUAGCCAUAACGCGGUCAAUAUGGCGGACACGAAAUCUUCCAAGGGACUCGCAGCAACGGGUGUCGGCACUGUGGUUUGCGCUAGGCAUGACAUGCGGUUAGCAAAUGGUGUCGGGGAUCUUCAGAAAGGGGAAAAAUACUUGAAUAUGGAUUAUAUAGUCUUCUCCGCACUUUCACGCUUUUCAUCAAUCCCAUCUGUCAAUUUCUCCUACGAUAUCGCAUGUCAGUGGCACAAAAAGCUUUGGCAUCGUGUGUCGACUGCUCUUCCCUUACGGCUUCAUCCCAGUAGCACUCAACAAUACAGGUUUUUCGUUCCAAAAUUCCAUCUCGCAGCACACAUUGCCGCCUGUCAGACGACUUUUUCAUUCAAUUGGUCUCCUUACGUUGGACGGACUGAUGGAGAAGCGCCGGAGCGCGGUUGGGCUGACAUAAACCGUGUUGCUGCAAGCACAAAGGAGAUGGCACCUGGUACACGUCGAGAUGUCUUAGACGACCAUUUUGGGGACUGGAAUUGGAAAAAAGUGACAGGUCUUGGUCGAACACUACUACGUAAAAUAACAGAUGCUACACAUGCUGAACGGGACCAUCGCCAUGCCUUGGCGGACUUGGAGGGAUCCAUCAAAGAGUCAGAGUUGGGCGCUGUGUCACUCGUGGCAUGGACUGAAGAAGUCGUCGCUUGGGAGAGCGAUCAUACGAAACCCAACCCCUUCAACAGUCAAAGUCAAGAAAUGACCCAAGCCGCUGUUCGUUUAGCGCUCAUUCAACAAGACGCAAAAGAUUUGGAAGAAGGAUCGUCAAUUUCCCUCCAUUCAGAGGUGACGCCUAGUAUCCUCAUUAGCACAGGCUUGGACCUUGAGAAUGCGCAACGACGUUUACGGGUAGAUAAUGCAGGUCUCACCCAACAUUCAACCAACAAUCAGCAAACGAAGAUUCUGAUGCGCAGAAAUGCUCUCCAACGCCGCAUUGAUUCAUGGAUUGACAUACAGGUCCUGUACAUGCCCUCCGUCGCUCACUUCCAUGCCACUGGUCUCUCUCUGUCUGACGAGGGCACCGUUGAUGAAACCACCGGCUGUCCAAAAGCCAAACUCAACUCUAUCAAAGCCGAGGAUAUCCCACUAUUUCUUCCAUCUUCCAUCUGUAAUCUGACAACGUGCGACACAAAAUUGCUCGAGGUUGAGUGGUCGUUACGCUUGGCGCAGGCUAACGAUGCGCUCGAAGAAUGCCGCUCUCACAUCCGUCUCCGCCACCAGCUUCUACGCUUCAAGGCACAACAAAUUCGCGGACAAAGUCUUAACACUCGUGCCCAAAAGACCAUUCAAGCGGUUGAGGAUCGGCUCAUUCUUAGUCAUGAGAAGUAUUCUUGUGCUCGGCGAGCUCUCACUCAUCUGUCAAGGCAACUAGGCCAUGUAGGCUGGGAGCACAAAUUGCAGCCAUUGAGGAAGUCUGACCUUCGGCCAAUGGGGGACCUUGGAGGUCGCACUCAAGGCACAGCGAUCAUGUCAUGGAUUUGGCAUGUACACGGAAUUCCUUCGGACAACGGUGACAGGUUUCAGGAUUCGCUACACAUUGAGUGGUGCAAAACGAGGGCCAGACGCAACCGGUGGUUUGAAGAAAUCCAACUGCUCUUGGAGGAGAUGCGGCGCGUCUUGGAGUUUCUCGAUUGGCAGGCUAAGUGGUGGGAAGCACGGGUCACACUGCGUGUGGCUGAGCAGUCUGAGGACAACGAGGGCUUGGUGGCGUACGCAAAACGCCAGGCUGCCAUCCGUCGAUCCCUGUCUGCAAAAUUCAGGGCAUCGUGGCACCAUGUGACCGCUUUGAGGCUAAUGCACCGGCAGAAGAAGGUCCUUCUAUUGAUGCACCCCCGCAUGGAGAUCUCGAUGACUUAG